CCUGCUGAAAGAUAUAUACGCUGUGGCUCCGCUCUCAGAACUGAGAAUUGUUCUGCUGGGUUGGAUUUUGUCUGGGAAGAGUUCAACCGGAAACACCAUCUUCAAUCAUGAAAUAUUUCAUACAGGAAGAGCAAAACACCAUACUGGUGUUGUAAAUGGCAGAAAAAUAACCGUGUUGGACACCCCAAACUGGUGGAAGUAUUUCUCAUCUAAAUACAACCCAAAAUUUGCACGGGCUGGAAUCCUGGAGAGUGUAGCCCAAUCACAACAAAUGCAGUUCCCUCACGCCAUGAUCCUAGUGAUUCCUAUUGAUACCUCACUCAAGAAUGAACAGAAAAGAAUCAUUAAAGAGUACAUGGCCACUCUUGGAGAAGAUGUCUGGAGACACACCAUAGUUCUGUUCACAUGGGGUGACAGAUUUCCAGACAUCUCAAUCGAGCAGCACAUUGAGAGUGAAGGUGACGCCCUCCAGUGGCUGGUUGAGAAAUGCAGGAACAGAUAUCACGUCUUUGACAACUCAAACAAGAAUAACCGAGAUCAAGUCACAGAGUUGCUCCAGAAGAUUGACGAGAUGGUGGCAGAAAACAGUCUGUUCUGCUUCAAUACUCAAUGUGCUGCAGAAAAAAACAUUCAUGAGACUGACACACAAGAUGAGGAAAUAAGUCUGGAUGCUGACCAUGUGCUGCAAUUACUACAGCAGGAGAUUAUCAACAGGUUUACGGAGAUCAAAAGUAAACUAAAACACUUAGGGAUGGAUUUCACUGGAUGUAUAGAGGCUAAAAGUCACAGUAGCAUGUCAGAGCCUCCAGGCUUCUCAGCUGAUGAGAAUCUCAUGGAGAAGAUAAGGAGAGAAGGAAGCAGAUGUGAAGUAAUUUUAAUGGAUGCACUCUUGAACAUUCAGAAUGAAGCAUCAUCUGAUUCACCUGAGAAGGUGUUGAGGUGGUUUCAAAAAUGUGAUGAAUGCAGCUCAAUCGAAUCUGGAACAAGCUCCAUCAUCAGCAAUCUAGAAGAUCCAGAGCCCAGAGGCAUAAAAAGACGUAAAGAACAGUUUGCAGAAUGA
Messenger RNA from Sinocyclocheilus anshuiensis, 1060 nucleotides. RefSeq names its product protein AIG1-like. Lineage: Eukaryota; Metazoa; Chordata; Actinopteri; Cypriniformes; Cyprinidae. The record is from RefSeq and is a predicted model, not a curated record. Gene Ontology annotation, molecular function: GTP binding. Bases 272 to 1060 code for a protein of 262 amino acids. The transcript is spliced from 4 exons.